Messenger RNA from Linum trigynum, 6766 nucleotides. The record is from the annotation of a GenBank genome assembly. NCBI's taxonomy places the organism in Eukaryota, Viridiplantae, Streptophyta, Magnoliopsida, Malpighiales, Linaceae.
UGCCUCAAGUGUUGCCAAAGCCUGUGGAAUCAUGUUACUCGCUUGAUAAAAAUGAAUGCGGACGAAACAGAUUUAGAAUGAUCACUAGGAUAUAAUACAAAAGAAGUGGGGAUCGGGUUUUGAUCCAAUUGCAGGGUAGAGGAAGGAAAAGGAUGAUUAAAUGGACCAUUAUGACUAGUGUUCUACCAAAUCCGGGAAAGCUUCCAUUUUGGUGAAUAGUUGUGCACAGUCGAAUGGGAUUAUCUGCAGCUGGGACUGGGAGAAUGAAUUCCAACGAAACGGAAUAACUAUCGCAUUAAGCUUACCACGUGCCGCCGUACGUCUUCUCGCCUUUUGUCAUCCAAACCCAGAAAGCACCGAAACGCUCAAACAUUUUACUCAGCAAAGCAGAGCAGAGCAAGGGCUGUUUCCACUCCAGAAGUCGUCAAGCGCCGCAGCGGACGCCCCCCUGCAACGGAAAUAAGCUUCCGAGUGCCGCUUCAACCCUUCAUUUUUCACACCGGCUUCCCCAGUUCUCAUACAGGUACCAUUACUUCACCGGCUAUGCAUGCAGUGGCGGACCUAAGAUUGUUGGAGAGGUGUGUCGCCGCUAAUAUAGAAUAAUAAUUAAAUAUAAAAAAUUAAGUAGAAAUUAAAAGAAAUUAAUUUAUGAAGUUCACAAUGUCAUUUUACAACGAAUCACGACGACUUUUCAUAUGCUUAAAUGUCUCUAAAAUACAUUCAUCACUUAUGCUGCAAAGCAAAUGUUUUUCAAUAUACACAACUUAACAAUCAUUUAUAAACAAUAAUAUUAUACUCUAACCCCCAAUGUGUGAACCGCAAUCCCCAAUUCACUAACCUAACAUAAGAUUCAUUUAAUCUUGAAAAAUGAAAAUCAAUGAUUCUGAUUCGUCGAAAUGAUUGUUGAGUUUCAUUUUAAGAUUGACCAAAUUUUGCAGUUUGGGUUAGAAAAUUAGGGAUUGGGGUUCACCCAUUAGAGGUUAGGAUAUAGGAUCAUGCCUCAAAGUCCGGUUAAUUAUUUAUCUAAAUAGCAAAACCCAAUUGGCGUACGGUGGUCGGACGUACGCUAGCCUGAACUUAUAUUUAUAUAUUUUGAUAACUUAUGACAAUAAAUUUCCAUAAACACAAUGGAGUUGUGUCGGAUACAAUGAUCAGAGGUGUGUCGGAAAUCCCGAGAUCAAAAUUUUAGUACCGACGAAUUAGGGGUAUUUCCCAAAAUUUUCGGACGGAGGUGUGUCAGAUGACACACCUCCCUUGUGCCUAGGUCCGCCCCUGUAUGCAGGUGUGAUUUUUAAUUUCACUAGUUUUCUACUUUUCUUUCAUGCAAAUUCUUUUUCCUUCAAAGAAUUUGGAUACUUAUUUCGCCCCUACACGCCUUCAGUUUCAGUAAAUUGAAGCCGCAAUCCUUCCCACUUUCGAUACCUGCACUUUCUGGGUUUAUACGGAAGAACAGCUGUAAAAAGAGGAAGAAAUGAAAGCUUGAAUCCGAUUGUUCUGUGAAAUAGAAACUCCAGAUUGUUUUGUCAAAACGUGAUCUAAUGGGCCACAGAUUUGCAGUCAAGCCCACAAUGCAAUGAAACUCGUUUUUCUAGGACUGCUUGCGGAAACACUAGAGUUAAAAUAAUAGGAAAGCCCAAAUUCAAUUUAUUUAAUUAAAACCCUACAGCUACCAUAAAACGAAGGCGUUUUAUUUAAACACAAAGGAAGGUUUCUUUAAGGGUGUGUUUGGAUCGAAUGAUUUGGAUUUGGUAUGUGUGAUUUGGAUUUUCAAAUAUCAAAUCAUGUGUUUGGAUAUUAAUUACAUUUGGUAUUUGGAUUUGUGACAAAUUUAUGGGGUGAUUUCCAAAUACAUGUCUAGUGUAUUACUUGUCAACUUCAUAUCCAUUACAACAACUACUGAUUUGAAAUACCUUCUAACAAAAGAGUGGACAUAUUUAUAAAAUAUUAAAAGUUUAGGUAUUAUAGUGUGAGGCAAAAACAUAUAAAGGUACCAAAAAGUAAUUUUACCAUCAAAGUUUCGGAACCUUUUGUAAAAUUUUAAAUGUUUAAGCACUAAAUAGUAAGAAAAAAUAAAUUUGGGUACCAAACUAUAAUUUAACAAAAUUUGCAGUAAGUGACAAGAAAAUUCAAAAUUAAAAUAAAAAAAUCACAAAAUUUAAAAUACAAACAAAUUACAAAUGAGUAUCCAAACAACGAAUUUGAAUUACAUGCAUUUCAAAUGCUAGUACUUCAAAUACAUCCAUUUCAAAUGCAUGUAUUUCAAAUACUUUACAUUUGAAAUACACCUAUCCAAACGCACGAUAACAAGUUUUUCGAUCAAGGUUAUAUAACAGAAGAAGAACACAAAACAAAGUAUGCAGAACCGAAAUGCGAGAACACAAGCAAUUUUUAUGUGGUUUCUAGUGUUGAGAGAAAUAGAAUCUCAAAACUUACUAGUCCACGAUCGGAGAUUCACAACUUUGUGAUCUCUGACGAUCUACUAAAAAUAUGUCUCGAAACUUUUUGGCUCAUAAAUGAACAACCCGGUAUUUCCAAUACCGUCACCUCGAUUAACUCUUCGUCAAUCGAAUCCGUGUAUCCUAACACGUAACCCAAGCUAUCUAACCGAUGCUUGAACCAAGCAACUCCGCGUAUGCUUGAAACCCUUUCCUAUAAAAAAAGUCUUAGCAAAUACUGCUCUCUAGUAUUUUGAUCUCCCAAAAAGGUGCUUCUUCAUUGUUCAGGCUUAUCUCCUUUUAUAGCAUCAGUCAGCUAACCGUUGCUCUUCAGAAGCAUGCUUCACUUGAGUUCUCCAGAUAUGGUAGGUUACCUCAAAUGGCGUACAUCAACCAAUUGUAUUUUAUCAAUUUUCUUGUACGAUAAUCUGCCUAAUUAGUUUGAUUCCAUAAAAGUGCUUAUUGACUUUUAUUUUAGUGUCUUGAUUUGGUCAUACACACUACAAAUUAUGCAAUUACCCACGUCGAAUGCACUUAAUUAAUCAAUUUCCUCAUGUAGCACUGACCAAACUUAAUCUUUCUAUCGCAGCGAUGCCUCGUCAGGUCACCUUACGCCGAUUCGUGGGACUGACCUGGGGAGAGAACUGUCCGGAGUGAUGAUCCUAGUGAUCGUCUUUGCCGGAGUAGUCGUCCUCAGUGCAGUAGGAUGGUUUGUCAAGCUUUGCUACCAGCAGGCUACAACAGAUGAUCCACAGGCGGGCGAUAACAGAAGAUAUUGAAAGAUUGUCAAGACUCAAACCCGGCGACCAUGAAUGUCAAAGUGGAUCGACAAGGUUUAGAGGAAGCUAUCAUCAAGUUCAGUUUAAUGUCAAUGUGUGCUUAGACUUUAGUUUGAAUUAAUGUUUUAUCUUUAUAGUCUCCAAAUGCUAGCUUGCACAUGUUGUCUUGUAGUGCAAAGCUUUUGCCUAUUUAAACCCAAGUAUGAAUGAGAAACACCCAAGGCUUAGGGUUUCAUUUCUCCCAACUCAUCUUUGUUGUUAUGGUAUCAGAGCUCUAGGUCCUAGGAAACCCUAAAAACCUUCAACCCACAAAAAUAAGGACUAUGUCCAGAUCUGCAAAUUUCAGAUCAUAAACCCUAAAAAAAAAAUACAGUUCUUCUCCAAUCUCCAUUGUAUCUGUUUCUAUCCCAGAUCUCACUCACCCAAACAUUCAAGGAGGAUCGACUCUGCCCCCAAAUCCAAGCCCACCGUUCCUAACCAUUCGCCCACAAAACCUACCAUCACUUCCCCAAAAUUUCCCAGAUCCAUUCUAUCGUUCUUCCAAACGUCCCCCAUCUCCCAAAACCAAGAGUCCCAUUUCACCAAAAACAAAAAAAAAAAAAAAAAAACAAAAGCCCCAAAUCCCACCAAAUUAUUCCGCCGUAAUCAUCACCAUCUCUUCUCCAACUAUUCCAAAUCGGAAACCUCAAUCCCUAAAACCAAAAACCCUUAAAUCUAAAAACCGGCGACCACAAGUUUCGCUCAAGCCGACAGAUCUGUUGCAGCGAGCUCCAGCCACCGUUAUGAAUCAUCACGGCAAGGCCCGCCACCAGCUCUAUGCUUCAUCAAUCGUCGUCGCCAUGACCAAGACAAGCUCAACGGAGGAGAAUCCAUCCCCGCUGCCCAAGUCGGAUGAAGAAGAAGAGAAAAGCAGAUCCGACGACUCAAAAUCGGAAUCUUGUUCUGGUCGAUCUUCUCUGUUGGUUUCCAUCUUUCCGCUGAAGCCUGUCACUAAAUCCACCGAGAGGAAGUCAGGCGUCGCUGUUCUCUCCCCUAAAGUCAGUCAUUUCGCCAAGCAAGCAGUGGGUUCCGAGAGUUUGAGGCGAAGGAUGAUUACAGAGCAUAAGAAAAGGGUUUUCACAAUCACAAGAAAAUACCAAGAAGGGGAAGGUGAGUUUCUUGAAACUGAGAAUGUCAAUGUUGGUUGUUUGGAGGAAGAAGAAACUUGGUUGAAUGAUAACGAGAUUGCAACCAAGAAGAAUGAACAGAUUGUUAAGAUUGAUUCUUUUGAAAAAGAAAUCAAAUGUUUGAAUUCUUAUGUGUUGAAUCUCGUGGCUGUGUGGGAAGUAGAAGCCAAUGAAACCUCCUGCACAGCUAGAACCUCCAUUUUCUAGUGUUGAGUUCAUAGAAAAUCAAGAAGAAAGAGAAGCUGCAAGUUCAGGGGCAGCACUUAAAAAAAACAAUCAGAAGAAAGAGAAGCGGCAAGUUCAGAAGCAGUCACAAGCACAAGUCCUUGUUUCUGUGAUUCAGCAAGAGGAAGUGAAGGCAGCAGCCUGAAAUGAUUCAGCAGAGGGAAGAAGCUUACUCCCCUGUUGAGUUUGAAGUCAAUUUUUUUUCCUGGAAUACUUGCUAGCUAAAGUAUCAGCGGCAUAUUGGAGAAGCAGCGGGAAGUAGCCAACAGAGCACUCCCCUGUUGAUUUCAGAUUGUUUAUCGGAUGGAGUGCUAGCUAGCAAAGUCAGCAGCAUUUCCGGACCACUUUGAAGGCCCAGCAAAAGCUGGAGAUGAGAAGGACAACCAGCUAGCCAUAUUGCAGCGGCAUCCUUGUUUGAAGAAGCAGAGGCAAGACGCCCAAAAGGGCUCCCCUGUUGAGUUUGAAGUUUUUGGAAUGCUAGUUAGCUCAAAAAGCAGCAGCAUAUCCUCAUCUUUUUGGAGAAGUAGAGGGUAGUAGUCAAACAGUACUCUCCCCUGCUAACUUCAAGGUUUGUUUCUUGGAAGGAAUGUUAGCUAGCAACAAAGCUGCAACAUAUCCUAUCCACAUUGAAAAGCCAGGUAAAGCUUUUCAGAAGAUGUUUGGGAAGUUAGCUAGCAAGAUGCAGCAGCUUCACCAUUUGAAGUUUGAAGAGAAGUUAGCUAGCCAACAGUGCGGCAACAUUCUCAAGUCAAAGCUGUAUUUUCUUCAAGCUUGGUGUGCACAUUCUCUGCUCACCCGCUUGCGGGGGGAGGAGUGUAACAGGAGAUAUUGAAAGAUCGUCAAGACUCAAACCCGGCGACCAUGAAUGUCAAAGUGGAUCGACAAGGUUUAGAGGAAGCUAUCAUCAAGUUCAGUUUAAUGUCAAUGUGUGCUUAGACUUUAGUUUGAAUUAAUGUUUUAUCUUUGUAGUCUCCAAAUGCUAGCUUGAACAUAUUGUCUUGUAGUGCAAAGCUUUUGCCUAUUUAAACCCAAGUAUAACGUGUUUCUCAUUCAUACUUGGGUUUAAAUAGGCAAAAGCUUUUCACUGGGAGGCCUCUGAUCUCCCUUAUACCUUUCCCUUGUUUCUAAUCCUUUUUCAAUAGGUUUUCUUUCCAGAAAGUGCUUGUUUGACGAGUUUUUGUCUAAAUAUUUCGACAAAAACCUCUCAUCCCUGUCUCUUCUAUUAUCAGAGAGACGAUUUUCAUUGUUUUUAGUGUCAAUAUAGCCUUUGUUAGCCUGAAACUCUCUUUUCAUUUUUCAACAUUUUGUGAAAUUUUCGGCUUACAAGAGCAAAUUCUCUUUCAAACUCUUCACUUAUCUCAUAUUCUAGAUCACUAUCAUAAUCUUGUGCUUUGAAAGCAAUCACCUUUUUACGCCUGUUAUCUUCUUUAUUCGUUUGGGUGAUUACUUCUUCGUGACUAAGUAGAGAUCCUACAAGUCUUUCAAUUGAUAGAACAUUUAGAUCUUUUGCCUCUUCUAUAGCAGUUCUUUUAGGAAGUCAUUCCCUAGGUAAACUUCUAAGAAUUUUUCUGACUAGAUCCUUUGUAGCAAACACCUUUCCUAAUCCCUUCAAUCGGUUAAUUAAAUCAUUAAACCUUUUGUACAUACUAGAAAUUGACUCUCUUGAACUCAUUUCAAAGGAUUCAUAUUCAUUUAAUAGCACAUCAAUUCUACUUUCUUUUACCUCUGACGUACCUUCAUGAGUGGUUUGUAAUGACUCCCAAAUUUCUUUGGCAGACUCACACUGUGCCACUUGGUUUCUUUCUUCAGGUGAAAGUGCUGAGAAGAGAAGGUGCAUAGCUCUUGAGUCAAGCUGAGAGGAUACCUUCUGCUCAUCCUCCCAUUUCUCUUCAUCAUCAUCAUCAUCCAUGGGAAUUGGCCCUUUUCGAACAAUGCUCCAUAGAUCUCCAUCAACUCCUCUUAGAUAGAUCUUCAUUCUUUUCUUCCAGACAGAGUAAUCUGUCCCAUCAAACCAUGGAGGGUUUGUGUUGGCAGAAUAGGAUGCAGGAGCCGAUGAAGACCCAGUCAUCUUGCAGAUCUUCUUUGGUGAUAGUUAAUCCAACAAAGAACCUGCUCUGAUACCAAUUGUGAAUUUAGAAAGCAACAAACUGAUCUAUUUUGC